UUGCAAAGUUAGAAAAUAAAAAAUUAGCUAAUUCAAAGUAUUAUGGUAAACAUAAGAAGUCCCUAAGUAAUAGAAGAAAAUUUGACUUUAACGAAACAGUUACAGGCAAGAAGUCAAGUAAAAACAGAAGGCAGAAAAGACCUAAUAGUACUAUUAGAGAAAGCAAGUAUCAUUGUGGUAAUAAAAGAAGUUGGGUUAAACAAAGAUUAUCUAAGAAUAAGGAAGUAUAUAAUAAGGAGAAUUGA
Dentiscutata erythropus is the source of this 245-nucleotide messenger RNA. The record is from the annotation of a GenBank genome assembly. Lineage: Eukaryota; Fungi; Glomeromycota; Glomeromycetes; Diversisporales; Gigasporaceae.